Molecule: messenger RNA, 672 nt
Organism: Geodia barretti
Lineage: Eukaryota; Metazoa; Porifera; Demospongiae; Tetractinellida; Geodiidae
Source: the annotation of a GenBank genome assembly
AUGACAACUGAUCAAACUACAGAAACAGAAAUAGAACCGGGUGUCGGCGAAAGCCAAACCCGCGGGCGGCGGCAGCGACGCCGGGAUGACAGCGCCGAAACCAACGGCUCCGAACCCGCGCCUCUACCUCCUCCACACCUGAAAAUUCGGUACCGCGAGGAGAUCGUUCCCUCAAUGAUGUCCGAAUUCGGGUACCCCAGCCCCAUGCGCGUGCCCCGUAUCACCAAGAUCAACUUGAACAUAGGUCUUGGAGAGGCGUUAACCAACGGGCGGGCCAUGGAGAGCGCAGUAAGGGAUUUGACCACUAUCUCCGGCCAAAAACCCAUCAUCACCCGCGCCAAGCGUUCCAUCGCCGGAUUCAAGGUGAGGGAAGGGAACCCGGUAGGUACUACCGUUACCCUCCGUGGCAACCGCAUGUAUUACUUUUUGGAGCGGUUGAUCAUCACGGCCCUGCCUCGCAUCCGAGACUUCCGCGGCAUCUCGCGGAACGGAUUCGACGGGCGUGGUAAUUUCUCUCUGGGCCUGCGCGAACAGAUUGUGUUCCCGGAAAUCGAUUACAACAGUAUCGACCGGUUGCGGGGGUUGCAGGUUACCAUCACCACCAAUGCCCCUGACGACGCCGAAGCCAGCCGUUUGCUGGAACACUUCGGCAUGCCGUUCAUACGCGAAUAA